Molecule: messenger RNA, 2178 nt
Organism: Aspergillus eucalypticola CBS 122712
Lineage: Eukaryota; Fungi; Ascomycota; Eurotiomycetes; Eurotiales; Aspergillaceae
Exons: 3
Coding region: 1-2178 (725 amino acids)
Biological process (GO): cytoskeleton-dependent cytokinesis
Cellular component (GO): cell division site; septin ring; microtubule cytoskeleton
Molecular function (GO): molecular adaptor activity; GTP binding; GTPase activity
Source: RefSeq, a predicted model, not a curated record
AUGAGACCUCCAGUGCCAGAUGUUGCGCUGCCUCGAUCUCGCAAGGCCUCCAUCGAGCAGCAGUGGAUCGACCCCCGCAGUGCCGCCCCCGCGACCUUCUUUCUGUCCCGCAAUCACGGUCUCGACCACGAUGAUGACCUCUCCUCAGAUGAGCCCGAUGCCACCAGGACGAGCAUGUAUGGCGUACAGAGUCUUGAAGAAAGCAUCCUCCAGACUAGUCAACCUGCGUCCGUGUCCCAGUCAGACCAGAUUGUCGGUAGUAGUCUCGCCGGAGUGGAACCGAUUUCCACAACAUCUCAAUCUCCCAACCGCGACGAUAAGGAUGACGAUGACGACCAGGAUUCCGGCCUCAACCGCCGCAGAUCAACGCUCAAGCCCCUUGAUACUCUUCAUUCCAACAGACUUGACGCCUCUAUUACCUCCGACCUGAUCUCUCCCCGGCCCUUCACCCCCUUGAAUCUCAGCAACCCGGACGACCCUUCAUCUCUCCCUAGCAGUCCCAAAUCUACUUCGAACCAAUCUAUGCGCCACCUAGAUGAGAUCUCUAUCACAGACGACUUGAGUAGUCAGGCGGUUGCCUCCGGAGAUGAAGACAAUGAUUCUCGAUCUGUCCACAACCCAGACCACGAUAGCACAUCCCAAUUCAUCAUGCCAAGCAUCAAGAUGCCUAGUCGGAGACCGUUCACAUCUCGUGGGAAGUCACUUGGAAGGUUUAAAAUACUCGUUGCAGGCGAUUCUGGCUCUGGGAAAUCAUCGCUCAUUAGGUCGAUCGUUCAGGCUUGCGAAGACAUUGUACAUGUAGACGACUUUCCGCCUACCGAUGCCUUGACACCGUCACGGACUUCUCUUACGACGAUUCAACUUUCUCAAGCCCAUCGACUACCGUUGUCAGCUACAUCAGAAAUCUACGCCAGCACCAAGCCCUACCCAUCUUGGUGGUCAGAUUUGGAAGAUUCACGCGUGCUGCGCCGUAGGAGAAGUACAGGUGAUGUGGUCUUAGAGCGAAAUAUUUGCUUCGUUGAUACCCCUGCAACCUCGCUGAGUCGCAUCGGACAAGUGGAUGCUAUCAUACAAUAUAUACGUCAACAACUAUCCCGCGCAACAACAGCUAUUGAUUCCUGCGAUCACGACUUCCAAAAUUUGCUCGCAGGGCAGGGUGGCACCCAAGUUGAUGCUGUACUUUAUCUCGUUUCUGGUGAUACUUUUGCGGCAGACAUGGAAUGCAUCAACACGCUAUGCGAAUGGACCAAUGUCAUUCCUCUAAUAUCCAAGGCUGACUUGUUGGCUCCGGAGCAGAUCUCUGCAAUUAAGUCGGGGUUCCACAAGCAUACACAAGCCACUCCGGCCAAGCCCUUCCUUUUUGGAAACGCAGGUCUUGGAGCAGAUGAUCUUGACGGACAAUUGCCUUUUGCGGUAUCAUCGGCAAAAACCAGUGAUGACGAUGUUAUGGAUGCCAGUACUUUGAUGAGCCCUGACUAUGUCCAACCCCUGGUGCCCUCUGAAUUGACUUUGCUGGUCCAGAGGUUGUUCGACGCCGAGAAUAUGACUUGGAUGCGGCACUCAGCUGCAAAGAAACUAGCCCAGCAGCAACGAGCGCAUCUCUGGCAACGCCCGAAUCGCCCCCAACCUAGUACACAACCAUUUUACCCUGGCUCAAGCCGGGGCUCUCCCAGCUACACUAUGGCUCGGAUAGCAGAUCACACGCGCCAGGAGGAGAAAAUGGCCCGUUUGCAAUUGGCGAAGUGGGCAUCUGAGUUGCAGCAAAGCCUUAAAAACGAACGCGAGAGAUACGCUGCCAUGGCCAGGGGUGAGCGUGCCGUCUGGCUCACAGAACGGUUAGGCGAGUGCGUAGUCGACGGGUCUUUGGUCCCCAUUACACAAACGCCAGGCUUUUGCGGACUCCGUGCUCCUUUGGAGAAAGCAAGCGGGGGCAGUCUACUUGUUCGAGCACAAAGUGGGCAGAAUGUGGAAUAUCACCUUGCCCGAAUUCGCCCGCAAGACCCUCUGGGACUUGUUUGGUUGUCCGAGGACCUUAAGCGGCGGGGCUGGGCCAUUGUUCAGAUUGUGGGCUCCUUUGGAGUUGUCGGGGGGCUGGCUCUUUGGCUUGCCAAAGCAUGGGGUCUAUCCUCGCGCAGUCUGUCUGAAUGGCACUUUGACUGGUGCGGAUCGACUGAUUAA